CUUUAGUUGGCAAAACAAUCUCAUUCAACGAAGUGAACCAAAAUAAUUAUAAAACAAAAAUUGAUCUAUAAAAGUCUCGUAGAAUUAAUAAAUGUGAACAAGUGCAUUAACUGUGUUUCAAUAUUUAUAAAUAAAAAGACAAAUGCAAAAGCAUUUUCUUAACCAUUUCUUUUCUUCGUGUCCACAACAUGAAUUGGACGUAUUCCAUUUUUAGUUACCAUUGUGCGCUGUUUGCAACUUUUCUAGUUUAUUUACAAAUUCAACGUUGCACUUCCGUUUACCAUGAAGAACCGAAAUAUAAAUGCCCCGAGAGGGCUCAACUUAUUUAUCCAUGUUAUUGUGAGAAAGGUUCCGAUGACGGAAUAUCUGUAAGAUGCGAGAAUGUUAAUCUCGCAACAUUAUCUGUUGCUCUUCAAAAUCUUGGAGCACUUAGUCCGUUAAUAUUUGAGCUUACAAUUUACAAAGGAAAAAUAGCUCGCUUGUAUGGACCACUCUUCGCCAAAAUAAAUGCUCGAAAAUUGAUUUUCAAUGAAGUGGCACUUGAAUCGAUUGAAGAACACACUUUCCAUGGAUUAAAUAAAACCCUUGAAGAAUUGCAUAUUAUAAACAGUAAAAUUGAAAGAUUCCCUGCAGAAGCCGUUGGGAUCCUUAGUAAACUAACAGUCCUAAAUAUUCAUGGACACAACAUUGAAACAUUGAACAAAGAUAUUUUCGUAGGAAGAGAAAUUGCAAAUCGUCUUGAAACCCUUCGAUUAACUAACGGUACUUUGAAAGAUCUUCCAGUUGAAUCAUUUCAGCUGCUACGAAAACUUAAAACGCUGGACUUACAUGGCAAUCGGUUGACAGUACUGAAAAGAAACCAAUUCAAGAAUUUAAGAGAUGUUGAGAAUCUUGAUAUCAGUUUUAAUAAUAUCACUAAAUUGGAAGCGAUUAAUAUAGCUGAUUUAACCAAGCUAGGAUGGUGCAAUGUUUCAAACAAUGCAAUUGCGGAUCUGCCACGUGGUACCUUUGCCCGAAACUCAGUUCUUAAAGUCUUAAAUCUUUCAUUUAACAUGAUACAGCGAUUGGAUGCAAAUAGCUUCAGAGGAAUGCGAUUUUUAAGACGCUUAUACUUGAAUGAUAACCAAUUGUCGGACAUUGGAAGAGGAACUUUCGGAUCAAUUACUCGAAUAGGUACAAUUGACAUUGCCAGAAACUUAAUGAAGAAAAUCGAAUUCCAAAUGUUCUCCCAAUUGAAUUAUGUUGAGAUAUUAGAUAUGGCAGAAAACAACAUAACGGUUAUUGAAAAACAUUCAUUUAAGGACAUCUAUCAAUGUAAAAUCAACAUAUCACAUAAUGCUAUUGAAAAAAUAGAGCCUUUAGCUUUUGAAAACUGUAUCAAUAUAACCGUAUUGGAUUUAUCACAUAACAAAUUGACUGAGUUUGUUAAAGGUUCUUUUGAUGAAACAACUUUUCCCACUGAAUUUCAAAUUUCCCAUAACUUCUUCACGGAUCUGUCUCAGAUUCCCUUGCAAAAUAUGUCAGGACUAAAAAUAUUAAAUGCCUCAUUCAACAGCAUAGAGACAAUUCCAAAAAAUACUUUCCCAAAACUUUACGAAUUGCAUACAAUUGACGUUUCACACAACAAUAUUUCUACCAUUGCAAAUGGAGUCUUUCAAAUGUUAUUCUCACUCAGAAAUUUAAAUAUUAGUCAUAAUAGCUUGGAAGAAAUUAAAACCUCUAUGUUUGGAACUAUGCCGACAGUGCUUGAAUUAGAUCUGAGUUAUAAUAAACUAACUUCGAUUGUGAGAGGGGCUUUAGCCAAACUAACCAGUCUAAGGCAGCUUUAUCUGCAGAACAAUUUAUUAGAGAAGCUCUUUCAAAUUCCGAUAUCCCUUAAUGAACUUUACAUGGCUAAUAAUAAGUUACAAUCAAUACCACCUGGAACAUGGCCAGUUAUGAACUCUCUGCUGUAUCUGGAUCUGGCUGGAAAUAAUCUAAGUGACUCUCUGGAGGGAGACAAUUUCAAAGGGUUAUUGGUCCUACAAACACUAGUUUUGAAUAAGAACAACAUCAGUUAUCCACCAAAACAAAGUUUAACUGAUAUGUCAACAUUACAAUAUUUGCAUUUGGAGGAAAACAAUAUAACGAAAUUGGAAAAAAGUGCCUUUGGAAAGCUACCAGUUUUAUUCCACCUGAACUUGUACAACAACAGUAUUACUGAAGUGAGCAAACGUUCUUUUGAUGGUCUUCUUCAGCUUUUAUUAUUGAAUCUCUCCUCAAAUGCCUUGGAUACUAUUCCAACUGAAACAUUUUUAGGACUUCCUUCGUUACGAACUCUUGAUUUAUCAAAUAAUAAUUUAAAAAAACUGGACAAUAAAACCAACGGUGUCCUAGACGAUUUGAUAAGUUUGGAAAAGCUUAAUCUUAGUCAUAACAAAAUAAGUUUUGUAACAAAGAAAUCAUUCCCUUCCAAUAAGUAUAUUCCGUAUAAUUUGAGAGAAUUGGAUUUAAGUUAUAAUUCUAUGCCAGUUCUGACGUAUGACAUAACAUUUGGUACUAAAAAAUUAUACAAACUUGAUCUUUCACAUAACCACAUCAAUGAGAUAAGAAAAGGUGUUCUUGGAAAUAUGACAAAUUUAAGAACACUAGAUUUGUCAUACAACAGCUUAAGGGAUUUGGUAUCAGGUGAAAUUUUCAUAAAUCUUCCAGACAAUCUAACCACAAUCAAUGUUCGCAACAAUGAAAUAUAUAAAAUGCCAUUUGAUAAAAUGUUGGCACAACUAAAACUUACAAACCUCGAUUUGCGUGAAAAUCAAUUGGAAAAAAUUCCUGUUAGUCUUCUAAUGGCAAUAAAAAAUGGAACAGAAGUCCUUUUCAAUGGAAAUCCCUUGUAUUGUAAUUGUGCUGUUCGACCCUUUAAGCAUUAUCUACUCUCGCAAACCAAUGUUUCGGAAGAAUAUGCCAAUAUUAUGUGUUCAAUGCCAGCCCAUUUAUCUAAUCAACCUUUGAUUUCAAUCGCUGAUGAGAAUUUACAGUGCAGUUCGGAAGAUAAUAAAAUCUACCAAGAACAAAUAUUCGAUAUUUUGCCAGAUGUGCGUUUCCGAGAAGUGAACGUAAAAGACGACCAGGUCAUUGUAAAAUGGUAUGUGACUUCAACUAGAGAUAUUGCUGAAUUUUCUGUCUACAUUCGAAACAAGAAAAAUGAAAUAUUUUAUCAAAAGGAAUUUGAUUACGAGCAGAGAUCAGCUAGAAUUGCAGUAGAAAAUAUAGAGAAAGCAACCAAAAAUGGAAACACUGCCGAAAUAUGUGUUAUAUCGAAAGAAAGCAGUGGCACAAUAGGCCGGUGGUUUGAAUCGCAAUGCGUAAAAACGCCGGAUAUUUCGAAGAAAUCUUUUCGUGGAAGUUUAUGGGCUCGCAGCAGUUCAUCAAGCAACAGAAGUUUGGGUUUAUUAUUCAACAUAGCGCUUUUGGUGAUAAUUAAUUAUUCUACCUAUUAGCUUUGAGGUCCUUUUAAUAUUGUUAUAUCGUUUUAAAUAUAAACAUGCUGUUAUUUGUAUAGAUUUACCUUAUACAAAAAAAAAUUGUUAACAAAGCUAACUUAUUAAAAAAUAUAAACAAGGAUAUUAAAUUUAGUA
Molecule: messenger RNA, 3617 nt
Organism: Eupeodes corollae
Lineage: Eukaryota; Metazoa; Arthropoda; Insecta; Diptera; Syrphidae
Gene: conv
Product: chaoptin
Exons: 15
Coding region: 189-3479 (1096 amino acids)
Molecular function (GO): protein binding
Source: RefSeq, a predicted model, not a curated record